GAACCAUGGGUUCUUCUUCCUCCCCCCCGAUGUCUGCAACAUCCUAUAAAAAGGGUCAUCUUCUUUGUAAUCAUGCAUCCAAUAUCUUCCAUCAAAUUCAGAAAUUCGUUUACAUUGUUUUUUUUCUACAUACAACAAAAUUGAAAUGGGAGACGAGGUCCCAACCCAGCAAGAAGAAGAGAUCGUGUCUUCUAAACCUCCAACUAUUCCUCUUCUCACUCCUUACAAGAUGGGAAAUUUUAAUCUUUCUCACAGAAUUGUUUUGGCACCAUUGACUAGACAGAGAUCUUAUGACAAUGUUCCUCAGCCACAUGCCAUAUUAUACUACUCUCAGCGAACCACCAAAGGGGGCCUUCUCAUAUGUGAAGCCACUGGAGUAUCCGACACUGCUCAAGGGUAUCCAUUUACCCCAGGUAUUUGGACCAAAGAACAAGUUGAAGCAUGGAAACCCAUUGUAAAUGCUGUGCAUGCCAAAGGAGGGAUUUUCUUUUGUCAGAUUUGGCAUGUUGGAAGGGUCUCAAAUACUGGUUUUCAGCCAAAUGGGCAAGCUCCAAUAUCUUCUACCAAUAAGCCCUUGCAUCCACAACCCUCACAAAAUGGGGUGGAUUUUGAUAGAUUCACGCCUCCGAGGCGCCUUAGGACGGACGAAAUUCCUUCUAUCAUCAAUGAUUUUAGGAUUGCUGCUAGGAAUGCUAUAGAAGCUGGAUUUGAUGGAGUUGAGGUUCAUGGGGCUCAUGGCUACCUCAUUGAUCAGUUUUUGAAAGACACAGUGAAUGACCGGACAGACCAAUAUGGUGGAUCCUUAGAGAACCGAUGCCGAUUUGCUCUGGAAUUAGUUGACGCUGUUACGAAUGAAAUUGGUGCUGAUAAAGUUGGAAUAAGGCUGUCUCCCUUUGCAGACUAUAUGGAAUCAGGAGAUUCAAAUCCUGAAGCCUUAGGACUUUACAUGGUCCAAGCCUUGAAUAAACGUGGGAUUCUUUACGUGCACAUGGUUGAGCCAAGAAUGAAAACAGCCGGAGAAACAGAUGAAUACCCUCAUGGCCUUGUCCCCAUGCGAAAGGCUUUCAAUGGUACUUUUAUUUCAGCUGGAGGUUUUGACAGGGAAGAGGGGAACAAAGCUGUGGCAGAGGACCAUACAGAUCUCAUUGCUUAUGGUCGUCUGUUCUUGUCCAAUCCUGAUCUGCCUCGGAGAUUCGAGCUUGUUUCUCCUCUCAACAAGUACGAUAGGAACACAUUCUACACUCCUGAUCCAGUCGUUGGCUAUACUGAUUAUCCAUUUCUUGAAUCCACUGCUUAGCUUAUACUGACAUACCAAGAAUGGAAGAGGAUUAUAUGGUAUUAUUAUAUCCUGAGUGAAUCAAACGGCCUUCUAAGGUUACAUUUUCCUACCACUUUCAUCACAUCACAAGUGCUGUUUUACUGUAUGUGAUAGAAAGAAACCUAUCACCCCUGUAAUACCCAAUAACCUAGACUCUGUGGAAUCCCUUCAGAUUUGGUGGGAGAGUUGGGGACUUCUACUACGAGUCUGUUUUAUUGCCAGGCCUACUUACAUGUGAUUUAAUAAACAAUACCAGACCUGGAUUCCAUUGGAAUACAGUGUCAAAAGUAGUGCAUCUUACAUGGCUGACUUGGUCAAGCAAAUAUAUUAUUCUAUUGUUUUUUUGUUCCUAUUUUUAAGCUAAUUGUUUGAGUCUGUUUGUUAUGGAAUAAGUCAACUUUCGUGUCAGUUUUUUCAGGAAGGCAGUUCAGCCUUUUGCAUUGUCUAGUAGCUGUAACUUGUAGGUAGAGAGAAAAAAAAAUAAAGAUCAGUUGUCAUUCUGGCACUUGUGUA
Messenger RNA from Tripterygium wilfordii, 1831 nucleotides. RefSeq names its product putative 12-oxophytodienoate reductase 11. The coding region runs from base 146 to 1297 and encodes 383 amino acids. Gene Ontology annotation, molecular function: FMN binding; oxidoreductase activity. Lineage: Eukaryota; Viridiplantae; Streptophyta; Magnoliopsida; Celastrales; Celastraceae. The record is from RefSeq and is a predicted model, not a curated record. The transcript is spliced from 5 exons.